CGGCGACCGAAGUGCAGUUCUCGUCCGUCGGCAGCAAGUGUCGUACAAGCCGCGCGUGUGCAUAGUCAUCGUUAGGUAUGCGCUUUACAUACAUUUUCUGCUAUGCUCUGCUCGUCGUCGCACCGGCCUUGGCGGUGAAGUUCACUCCGCCGGACAUACUGUGGCUGGACGAAAAUGAAGUGUGCAAAAAAAGCAUGUUUUCAGAGAAAACAUAUGUGUGUAAAAUACUAAACGACUGCAAGACAGCUAUUCAAGACAUCAGAGAUAAUGUAAAGUAUCCGACCAUAUGCAGUUUCAAAGGUAAAAUGCCGGUCGUGUGCUGUGCUCCGGAGAGUGUGACUAGAGCGGAAAGAUUGGAAAAAGAAAAGGAAACAGAUCUCCCGAAAAUCGAACCAGGAAUAACGCUUCAUUUCGAGAUCGACAAAGACGGAUUAGUUCAAGACAAUCUCAUUACCUAUUCGCGACCUCGCCGUCAGAUAUCGUCACGAAACCCGUAAAAGAACGCGAACAACGAACACGGUGGAAUCGAAACGCGCCGCUUUUAGUGUUGUGUUCCGGUUCGUGUGGCUCGUUACUCCCACAAAAGCCGACUCAAGACUGACUGGCAUUGCUUCGAGAAAUCGUGUCGCCGCUGAUUGAACGAUAAAUCACGUUUACGCGGGGAAAGAUGAACAAUGUUGGUGGAGAGCGAAUAAAAAAUAAUAAUAAUAAUAAUAAUAAAAAAUUUAAAAUAAAAAAAAAUAGGAAAAAAAAAUGUACAAACUCGAAACGGUAAACGUGCCAUCCGGACGACGCACGCGGACCCGGCGGACCGAUCGCGUGAAGUUUACGGCGGCCGAUCGAGCGCGCGGUUCAGCGGCGGGUGUGGUCGGACCUGUAUCCGGUCCUGACGCGGAGGAACGGAUACGAAGGAAGCCGCUGGCAGUCGUCAACGUGCACCAACGAACCGGACGCGCAAAAUCUUUUACGCGGCGAUCACUCCGUAAAUUGUAUAACGACCGUAUUUUGCCGUUUCCGCGUCCGUGUCACGACCCGCGACCGUCCGGACCAUCAGGGUCGCCGCCGGGCCCACGCGAACCUGUCCGACCCGUCGUCCCGCCGGCACCACCACCGUUGCAGUUCGUAAUCGGUCCGAAACGUCGAACGGGAAACGAUCAAGGGACGCGAUUAGCACUAACUGCAUCCGCACACGGUCGCGCCGUUUUCCAUUUCUGUGUUCGUGUCUUCAACGCGUGACGUCCAACGUACGAUUUCUAGUCAUUUUUAGUAUUCGAGUGUUUUGUCUCUCGAAUCAAACAGAUCAACAGUUGGUGUCAUUAUUCUUCAAUGCAAUCGUUACCGCAGCGCAACUAUUACGUGUUUAAACUUUAGAUCACAGACUACAAACAUAAAUGUAUCUAUUUCUAUAUGCCUUUUUUUUACAUGCUGCAAGUA
Sipha flava (yellow sugarcane aphid) is the source of this 1434-nucleotide messenger RNA. Its product is annotated as proclotting enzyme-like. Bases 78 to 497 code for a protein of 139 amino acids. The record is from RefSeq and is a predicted model, not a curated record. The transcript is spliced from 3 exons. NCBI's taxonomy places the organism in Eukaryota, Metazoa, Arthropoda, Insecta, Hemiptera, Aphididae.